Physella acuta is the source of this 2315-nucleotide messenger RNA. RefSeq names its product kelch-like protein 40. Lineage: Eukaryota; Metazoa; Mollusca; Gastropoda; Physidae. The record is from RefSeq and is a predicted model, not a curated record. Gene Ontology annotation, molecular function: protein binding.
AUCGGAGAUCACUUUGGUGCAAUCGGAGAUGAACGCGUUUGUUUUUAACCUUGACGACAAAGAUAGAGAAAACCAACAGCUAUAUCCGCCAUGUUUCCAUCUGCGAGUGCCUCUCUAGAUUAUGAUGAUAGGUCCCUUGACGUCCCAAUGGCCAAGGAGGUUUUUAAAUGCUUGAGAAACAACAUGGCUAACUGUACUGACUACACAGUCCAUGUUGGCGGCACCAAGUUCAACUGUCACAAGUUUGUCUUAAGUUCCUGCUCUGGUUACUUUGACGCUCUUAUAAAGACAGAUGUAAGUGAAAAAAAAUCGGAAUCAAGCUGUACCAUAGAGGGCAUCGCGCCAGAAAUAUUUGGUCUGAUACUUGAUGUGAUUUAUAAAGGGAAGCAUGUUUUAACAGAAGAAAACAUGCUUGAACUGUGGCACGCGUCCUCUCAACUGCAGAUGCAAUUUUUAGUUUCGGCUUGCGAGAAAUUCGUGAAAGAAAACAUCACGUUGCAAAACUACUGGAUAAUUUAUCAACAAGCUAAACUCUUGGACUCGUGUGUAAUUAUUAAAAAAGUCAGAAAGUUAAUGGUGAAUAAUUUCCCGAGGAUUGUCGAGUCGAAAGUUUUCAUGCAACUUUCGUUGGACGACAUAAUACACUUGUUGACGAAGAAUUCGUUCGAAAGAACCUCGCUUGUCGUGAACGCAGUUUUAAAAUGGACUUGUUCAGAUGACUCGUAUCUUACGACUGAAGCAGAUACAGAUAGCAGAGGGCUGGGUACCAGUAAGGCAGAUAGUGACGCUGUCAAAGAAAAAUCUGGAAAGGAUGAUCUAAGAACAACUGACGGGAUCAACCCCACACUUCGUCGAUCAUACCUCGGUCUCUUGCUGGCUUUAAUUCCUCUCAAAGAUGCGACGGAGUCAUGCCUGAUCAAACUUACGAACAACAAACACGUCAUGGAAAAUACAGGUGCCAUAACUCUUGUAAGGCAGCUGGGUGCUAAAGCACUGGGUGGUAGAAAAUCACCUGGUCUUUCAAAACGCUUCAAGUCAAAUUCAUACUCCGAGAAUUCCAGUUCAUCGGAUGAAGCCAAAAGAAUCAGAAAAAGAAGACUCAGAAAAUACUGUAAAAUACAUUCACAUUCGAGCAAAUCAAGCGAGUCGGACGAGCCUUACUUAAUGAACGAUCCUUACUUAAUGGACGAUCCUCAGCCCACGAUAUUCGAUCGAUUUUUGUUUGCUCUUUAUGUCGUCUUGGGCGUCUUGGCCUUCAUCUUUGCAAUCUUGGUCUUGCAAUUGCUACUCUACUAGAUUAUACGUGACGACUUUGUCAUCUCUAGGAUGAUUCGCCACUCCCUUGGCAAACGCAAAUAAUAAAAAAAAAAAAAACACUGCAUGCAAAUCGACCGAGCCAUUUAAAAACUUACACCGCUAUUACAUUUAUUAUUUAGUAUGUAACUUUUUACUGCUUUCAAUGUCCUUUAUAACAUAGAUACAAGAUUUUUUUUUUGAAAACCAUAAUUUUGAUUUUCAAUGCUGUAAUGAGUUAUAAACAGGCUAUGUAAUUGAGUACUAAUUUAUAGACCACUUGUGACUAAACUAUUUUAACGUUCGGUUACAUUUAUAUAAAAAAGUACCAAUCGAUUUCAAUGAAAUGGAACAUCUUUACCUGGAAAGACAAACAUAGUGAGAUUGUAGAACUAAGCCUUUUGCCAUACAGUUGGUAAUUAAUUACGUUAUUACGUAAUUUGUAAAGCAAUAAUGUACACCUUUUUUUUUUUAAAACAAUGAAGUUGAGCAGUUAGGCGUCAUUUUCAUAGAAUUCUAACACUGACUUAAAGAAUGUAUAAAAACUUUGUUAAAUAUGGUAUUCUUAGAUAUCUUUAAAAGACCAGUUAACGCAAGAAGAAAGCGAAUGUAUGUAACUGUGAUACAGACCAUCUGAUGUAUGCUUGCAAGGCCUAGGUAACAUAUAAUGUUUACUUACACAGAAGUAAGGGUGUAUGUGUACGUGUAUCAUAAAAAACCCGUGGUCAGGGAUUACUACAUAAUGGUUAAAGAAUAUAAACUCAUGAGAGUAAUAAUGAGUUAUCUAUUAAUACUAUAUAUAUUUAUAUUUAAUUCUUUAAGUAACAUUUAAUUCUAUAAAAUAACAUACAUGAUUCAUCCUAUAAAUACCAUUUUAAUUUCAAGAUUUUUUUUUUAGAUAAAUGAGAGGAUAUGAUAGUUUUUAUAAAUUUUUAUACGGACGUUCUAUUUAUGAUAGAUUAUUUACAUUUUAAACAUUGCAUCAUGCUAAUAAAGAUGUGAGACUUAUCAUGAAAAAUUAA